Messenger RNA from Salvelinus namaycush (lake trout), 996 nucleotides. Its product is annotated as membrane magnesium transporter 1-like. Gene Ontology annotation, cellular component: Golgi apparatus; early endosome; EMC complex. The transcript is spliced from 4 exons. The record is from RefSeq and is a predicted model, not a curated record. Bases 71 to 463 code for a protein of 130 amino acids. NCBI's taxonomy places the organism in Eukaryota, Metazoa, Chordata, Actinopteri, Salmoniformes, Salmonidae.
AACAUUAACAUUGGAUGCCAACCGCCCUUAAACCCAAUCGAAGAAGAAGAAUUUAUAACUUCUCUUGAACAUGGUUUCGUAUUUUUGGAGAGAUGUCGUAGGGGGUGGUCUAUUUGCCCUGGCUCAUGCGGCUUUCUCAGCGGCACAACAUCGAUCCUACAUGCGUCUGACAGAAAAAGAAAAUGAAACCCUACCAAUAGAUAUUGUUUUACAGACAUUGUUAGCUUUUGUUCUGACCAUUUAUGGUAUAGUCCACAUCUCUGGAGAGUUUAAAGAUAUGGAUGCAUCCUCAGAGCUGAAAAACAAGACGUUUGACACAUUGAGGAACCACCCGUCUUUCUACAUGUUCAAUCAUCGCGGUAGGGUGCUCUUCUGCUCUCCCAACCGAGAGGUCUCCAACAUCCCAAACGCACAGGCCCUGCCCAACCCCCUGCGGCUAAGCAAGCUGAAGCAUUUGCACUGAGACUUGCCUUCCUCACCCACAUGUCUUUAUUUCUGUGCACAGAUAAGCUUUAUGGUUAGAUCCCACAAAGUAAUUUCUUCUACUUUUAAUUUGCCUUAGUCCAUAUUAAUAUGCAGUACAAAUGUGCAUCUCCUCCCAUACCAUAAAAGUGGUUACCAUAUUUAACUCCUGACUGUCAACCAACCCCACAUUUUGUUCAGGCAGAUUUGUUUGUAUAUACUUGUAAUUGCUUAGAAGUAAAAGGAUUUGACACAUCUUCCCCUUACUUAGGUAAGAUGUAUGUGUCAAAUCCUUUAAGACUUCUAAGCAGUUGUUGGACAAGGGGCAUGAUGUUUCGUUUGUCACAAUACAUGUCUAUCUACAUGUCUAUCUAGCUGUCUGGAACUAUUUCUUUCUUAUCUGCAUUUAUGAGAUUUUGUUUUAUCUAGUAAAAAGUCUUCACUUCUGAGAUAUUUUAUGACCUGAUCUCCUGGGGUUUAAAAUGAGGCUUUGGAGCUUAUUCUGUAUGCAAUAAAGUUACCACGGUCAUUGAA